Molecule: messenger RNA, 1083 nt
Organism: Penicillium canariense
Lineage: Eukaryota; Fungi; Ascomycota; Eurotiomycetes; Eurotiales; Aspergillaceae
Exons: 3
Coding region: 1-1083 (360 amino acids)
Source: RefSeq, a predicted model, not a curated record
AUGGCCCCACGACGCAGCUCGGGAGGCUCCAGUAGCUCCAGCAGCUACUACAGCGACGACAACCCCUGGUCCCAAGAGAUCCAGUUCUCCUUGGAUGCCGUGCGGUCCAAGAGUUUAUUCAUCGCGGGAUUCGCAUUUGACGUCCUCACCAUCCUAGCCCUGAUUAUCUUCCUCGUUUGGGCUUGCAUCAUCCCCAAUGGCCGAGGACAGCUGAAGGGCGUCCUAUCUGCCCUGUUCGCUUACCUUACUGCCAUGAUUUGUAUCCUGAUUUAUGAGAUCUUCUUCCUUGCAGACGCCACCGUCACCAUGUACUAUGUCAUCGACUUGAUGCUGAACGAGCUGUUCUUCUUGUUGGCCGGUUGUCUUCUCUUCUUCGUCUUCUACAAUCUCAUCCACAGUCUCUUGGAUCGCCUCACCGAUUCGGGAAAGCCAUACGCGGUGGUGGCUGUCGUCCAUUGGGUCCUUCUCGGCUUGGUGUCCCUGCUCUCGCUGGCGACCUUUGCCUUGUUCGUGGCGGUUGAGGUGCAGUUUGUCCAGGAAAACUACAAUUCGUCCCUGGGCAACCACUAUUUCAAGAUGGAAAGCGCACGCGGUAUCAUUUGGUGGAUUCUGUCGCUGGAGAUCGUGGCUUGGUUCAUCUUCAUUGCCGUCAAGGCUGGAUCGCAUCGCUUUACGUCCAAGCUCCCCGUCUUCUCUCUGAUUGUCGGCAGUGUCUCCUGGAUGGCACUGAACAUGAUGUAUGCCGUCAUUUACAUCCGCUACACGCUGGAAACCAACACCUCCAUCGCACCGAAGUACCUGAACACCGUGGAAUCGGUGUGCCAGUUCUUCUUCGUGGUGGGUAUCUUCGGGGGGAUUCUUCUGGCGUGCAUGAAGUGGCGCAACGUGGAUGAUCGCCCGGACAAGCAUGGCCCAGAGCAGUAUCCCGCCGGCACGGGCCCCUACCAGUCCUACCAGCACUACCAGCAACAGUAUCCGCCGCAGGCGCAGCAGUACUAUCAGCAACAACCUUACCAACAGCCCUAUUCGCAGCCGCCUCCCCAGCAGCCUCUGCCCCAGGCACAACCGCACCAAGACAAAUAG